Messenger RNA from Nicotiana tabacum (common tobacco), 1453 nucleotides. Lineage: Eukaryota; Viridiplantae; Streptophyta; Magnoliopsida; Solanales; Solanaceae. The record is from RefSeq and is a predicted model, not a curated record.
CAUAGCCUCUUCAAGCAAUACUAUGAUUUCAUACCCUUCCACACCAAAUCUUGCUCAUCAACUGCCCGUAAAGCUCACGUCGUCGAAUUUCCUAUUAUGAAGACUCAGUUUCUUCCCAUGGUUUGUGGUUGUGGUCUUAACCAUCAUAUUGAUGGUAGCGAAUCAGCACCAGCCGAGUUUUUAGAUGAUAAACAAUCUAAUCCAGCCUAUAAAUCUUGGGUUCAUCGAGAUCAACUCGUGUUAAGUUGGAUUGUUGCUUCAGUUUCGGAAAGUGUUUUACCACAGUUGGUUGGAGCAGAAACUGCUCAUGAAUCCUGGGAUAAACUUGUGACAGCAUACGUGUCAGGUUCUAAGCCACAAGUUCGUGAACUAAAGACGCAACUGCAUACUUUGCGUCGAGAUAAUGCCACCAUUGAGAGCUAUGUUCAAGGAGCCAAGGCGAUUUCAGAUAAGCUUGCUGCUCUGCAACACCCCAGUCCAUAAUGAUGAACUCGUUGAGUUUGUACUUGUCGGUCUAGCCCUGCAUAUCGCCCGUUCACAAGAGACCUUUAAUCUCGUCAUGAAGAUAUUUCGUUUGAUGCCAUUUAUGGCAUGUUAUUGAACGAAGAAAGACAACUAAAAAGGGCUAAAGCCCUUACCGUUAUAGCUCCCACUGCUCAUUACACUCAAAGCUCAUUAUCAUCCACACAAGGUCGAGGUAGAGGCCGUAGAGGUGGAGGUCGAGGUCGUGGACGUGCUGGUGGUCAAGGAUAUUCCCAGCAAUUCCAGAAUCGUAACCAUCUAAACUCCACUGGUACACAAGCAAAAUAUGACACUUCUGGAAUUAUUUGUCACUAUUGCGAAGGCAAGGGUCAUAUCACACGAGUUUGCCCUUCAUCUAAGUCUACUAAUAGUCCUAGAGUUACUGGUCGUCCUUCUAAUUUAGCAAGCACUCCAACAUAUUCUAGACAGAACUGGUUGAUGAAUAGUGGCACCACACAUCAUUUAACAACUGAUCUUGACAAUUUAGCCAUCCAUUCAGAGUAUCAAGGUCCAGAGGAACUAACCUUAGGAUUUGAAAACGAGGGGCAUUCUUCACAAAGGGCCGAAAGAUGAUGGUUUAUAUGCAUUCCCAGCUCUACAAUCGUGUCUCUCACCUGCUUCAUAUGCUGCUUCACUUGGUGUCUGGCAUGCUCACUUAGCUCAUGCCUCUUAUCCUACUGUUCGUUGGGCUUUGCCAUCUUAUAGUUAUUGUUCUUCUACUUAUAAGUCUCCUACUUUAUGACCAGCUUGUGCUGUUAGCAAGAGUCACAAAAUUCUUUUUGUUGAGUCUAUUUUUAAGGUCAAUGGCCCUUUAGAUUUUAUUUGUUCUGAUGUUUGAGGUUUGUCCCCUGUUACUUCUAAUGAUGGAUAUCGCUAUUACGUUAUGUUCUUUGAUCAUUUUAGCAAAUAUACCUGAAUUUUUUUUCUCCAA